AUGCCGCAACACUCAGAGACGGUGCUGGGCAAGCACCAGGAUAUUUUGACCCAGGGUGUUGAUCCCGAGGAUGUUGAUCCAGAGGUUAGUGAUCGAGAGGUCUCGAUCGUCACAGACGACCAAGUUCCGCCUGAAUUUCCGGAAGUUUCAGAAGAGGAAGAUGAAGAGGACGACCGAGUUCUCGAGCUGAUGCAAUUGUCCGUUGCUUUCUUUACACAGAUGAAGGCAACGCGGCCAGAAAUAGUACGUGGAGUCCGUGUUUGGAAGCUGUUGCGUUACUUGCCGUCGGCGUGGCUACGCGGCAAUCUCAAGGAUCUGCACGGGUUAAGUCAGCAGACAACACAUCUGGAUCAGUUUUGGUCCCACAGCUGGCAUGGGUCGCAGUGGACCAAGUAUGCCAACAUGCUUUACCUGAAUAAUUGCAUGCCGGCAAGCAUUGCAGGAACAUUAAGUGCAAGCGUAGCCUGCGGCUUCGUCUCAGCAGGAUCUCUGGGUGCACGACAGGGCUGGUGCCUCCUCUUCGGGUUUCUAACCUUUUGCAUCGCCUUGCUACUUUGGCGUCCACGAAAGCUAGUUUUUCUGGACGUCGCGUGCGUUCACCAAACUGACGAAGACAGAAAGGGAGAGGCGAUCAUAAGUAUGGGUGCAUUUUUGAGUCAGUCGACUUCCAUGCUGGUUUUCUGGGAUCCCACAUGGGUCACAAGACUGUGGUGCAUCUUCGAAGUCGCUGCGUUUCUGCACAGCCGCACUGAAGGUUGCAAGGCAGAUCUGCAGAUAAUUCCUCCCUUGCUAGGGCCAGUGCUUCUGGGCGGUGAGAUGCUGUUCUGCGUGCUAGGAGUGCUCUUCUUGUACAUAGAAUCCUCCCUGGUCUCUUCAGACGAGGCAAUAGACAUAGCCGUGGGAGAACAAUAUAUCAUGAUCGUCGCUCUUCUUGGCCUGCUCUCCAGCUUCGUGACGCACGCUUGGCGAGGUUAUGCCCGCAGCAUUGACACGCUGCAAGAGCAACUCCGCGAGUUCAAGGUGGAACAUGCGAGAACUUGCUGCAACGGCGACCAUGGAAACAGGCCUUUACGCGACCGUGAGAUCAUUCUUCAGUGCAUCGCUGCGUGGUACAACUCACUGGACCGCUUUGAAUCGCAAGUGCAAGCCGAAGUUCGGAUGGCCGUCAUCGAUCAGCUUGCAAGCAAAGUCUUGUCUUAUCAGCGAGUCCUGCUAGUGCUUACUCCGCAGGCCUGGCUUCGUCUCGAGUAUGUUUCUAGCCAUGCAGGAGAUCCCAUCCGACAGGUAGUCGACCUGGCCCAGAUGUUCACGUAUUGGCUAGCCAUUUUCCCGGUGGUGGACAAACUGGGCUUCCGUUUGUGCUACCGCUUGCGAGCACGAUGUUGUAAGAUAUACUUGGACUUCUUGCUUUCUUUGGGAAUCGUGAUAUUGGCGCUCUCGCUCUUCGCCGCCUGCUACGCGAUCCAGGUCUAUGUCUUCCGUCAAAACGACCCUGGCCUUCUCCUCACUGUAGUCUCAAUGAUUUCUUGGUGGACGCUUGCGGCCAUCCUGUGGCAGUUCAUUUGA
This is a messenger RNA of Symbiodinium sp. CCMP2592, 1566 nucleotides long. Lineage: Eukaryota; Dinophyceae; Suessiales; Symbiodiniaceae. The record is from the annotation of a GenBank genome assembly.